CUUGUUUUUUUCUUUCAAUCUUUAACUGUACUUUUACAAUUUUUAAAGAGAACGCAUAUGGCACAAAGUGCUAGAAAAUCUCCCAGCAGUUUAUUUGCGUGGUUAACUUGGAAACAGGAUGCGAAAAGCAAGGACGACGGUAUUAUACCUCCGUCUUAUUUGCAGGGUGAGCCUACAGGCGCAAGCCCUUCGCAGCCACUCGUGCUUAAAACCUACCGCCGAGCAUGGUUUGCACUCUUUUUGCUGGUUGUAUUGCGAAUGGCGGUUUCAAUUUUUCAAUACACCUUUAGUAUCAUCCCAAAUGCUACAGCUCAGUAUUUUGGCGUCUCUUUGUCAGCAGUUAAUUGGCUUGCCAACGUACAGUGCAUCAUUUAUGUUCUAGUCAGCUUUUUUACAGGUUUUCUAUUCGAAAAGUGGGGAGUGAAGCACUCUCUCAUCAUUGCUGGCUUUUUAUGCGCUAUUGGCUCAGCCAUACGUUGCAUUGCUACGAAAACAAGCCCGCCUUCUUUCAUAUUGACCAUGAUUGGUCAGAUAGUUGGCGGUGCUGCCUCUCCGUUCGCUUUAAAUAUUAUGACUAUGACCGUCUUUCCUAACCCACGUCGUACGGUCAACUAUUCGGUAGCAUCAAAUUAUGGCGCUAUUAUUGUCAUGUUUGUAAUUCCAGCUCUAGUGGAUGAUGUCAAGGAUAUUCCUUUGGUGGUCAAUUUAGUAGCGGUAUUUGCAACAGUCAGCUUUUUGACGUUAUUGAUGUUGCCAAGCAAACCGCCUACACCUCCAACAAAAAUGCAAAAAAUCGACAAACCAUCAUUUUUCAAGGGCUUACGGUUACUUUCCACAAACUAUAACUUUUGGAUUGUUUUUCUUAUCCAUAGUUUUAAUGUAGGCCUAAGUAUAGCUUUUUGCGCACUCUAUGCCCAAAUUCUGGGUCCUCAUGGGUAUUCAGAAAAAGAUGCAGGACAGUUGAACGCUUUGGCAUUCUUUGCCGGAACGUUAGGGUGUACUGUUGCAGGACCUUUGUUGGAUCUAACCAAAAGGCAUAAAUUGUUCCUCAAAUCAGUUGCGCCGUUAGUUUUUGGGACAGAUUUAGCAUUUAUUUUUCUGGGUAAGACAAAUCAAGCUUCCGAUAGAUGUUGUGAGCAAACUUCUCUCCUCUAUUUGCUUAUGCAUUUUCCUUCCGGCACUAUAGUUCGCAAAGAUGCAUACCUUGCAGUUUUACUUGUAACAACAAUCAAUCAAUUUGUAUUGUCAUUCCUUGUACCCGUGGUCAUUGAAUUGGGAUCAGAAACAACAUACCCAGUAGCGGAAGCCACAACUAACUCACUGCUAUGGCAAGGCAGUCAAUUAUUUGGGUUCAUCUUCGUUUCUAUCAUGGAUGCAACACGUAAUCCGCACGGUACUCCAGCCAAUGACAUGAAAAAUGCGCUUAUUUUCCAAGCCGUAAUAGCUGGAACUAUUAUGUUGCUUUCUUUCGCUUUCCGUGGUCGAAUGGUAAGAUCGGAGGCCAUGCUACAAGAAGAACAGGCACUGGAAAAAAUAGCUGAUGCAGAAACUGACGUAUACAUACUCAGAACGGAAGAAGAUAACGACAAUAGUGGCAUCAGAACAACAGAUAAUGCAAUGACUGAAAUGCGUGCCUCAAGUAUCGUACAAGAGCCUACACAUGUGCCUAUUGAAAUACAAAGGCAGUACUAAAGAUGUUUCUUACUAUAUCAAAUCGAAUAACAGAACAGUUUAACUGUUGUGUGUUUCGCUUAUAAGUGAAAAAUUUUCAAAUCAAUCUUUGACUUGAACAAAUAAGGAAUUGAUCCAUAGUACAACAAAUUAGAAAAUUUUCAGAAGGGAAUGUAAAGUAACAUCGUAGACUCUUAUAUAGUCAUUCAACAAUUAAAGUCACAAUUUAUAAGUGCUUGUAACCAAACGAGUUUAGAAAAAA
Molecule: messenger RNA, 1933 nt
Organism: Mycotypha africana
Lineage: Eukaryota; Fungi; Mucoromycota; Mucoromycetes; Mucorales; Mycotyphaceae
Product: major facilitator superfamily domain-containing protein
Exons: 6
Coding region: 58-1692 (544 amino acids)
Biological process (GO): transmembrane transport
Cellular component (GO): membrane
Molecular function (GO): transmembrane transporter activity
Source: RefSeq, a predicted model, not a curated record